This is a messenger RNA of Lactuca saligna, 546 nucleotides long. NCBI's taxonomy places the organism in Eukaryota, Viridiplantae, Streptophyta, Magnoliopsida, Asterales, Asteraceae. The record is from the annotation of a GenBank genome assembly.
AUGUUAACACAAUCCAAUGUAAAUACUUUUGAAGCUCUCAAGAAGUUAACUGAAGAGUCAGCUAAGAAUGUGUCUGAAUUCAACAAGAUGAUUGAAGGAUUCGUUGAUCUCUUCAAACCGAGAAGGAGGGUCUUUCAACUUAUGGAUGCGAAGUUGAAUCCCAUUCUCCCAAAACUUAAUAAUAUUUUCAAUGUUAUGAGUAACAGAGCUACGGUGCAACAAGGGAGAGAUCAAUUAGUGAAUGAAGAGGAAGUUCCAAAAGGUAAUCUGAACAGUUCUUAUCAAACUGGCAAAAUAGUUAAGAUGGCAAAUGCUAAAAAGAUUGUCCUUGAAAGGAAAACCAUGGAAGAUAAGUUGAAAACCCUUAAAGAAAUGAAGUUUGGAUGGAAGGAAUUGACGGAACAAGCAAAGCGUAAUGAGGAGCUUGAUGCUUUGAAUGCUUUAAUAGUAAAGUUCGAUGCUAAAGAAGCUGAAAAUAAAAUUUUUGAAGAAAUUCUUGCUUCUAAGAAGUCCAUGUUUCUAGAAUGGACUAUUGCUCAGAUUUAA